Molecule: messenger RNA, 2128 nt
Organism: Alnus glutinosa
Lineage: Eukaryota; Viridiplantae; Streptophyta; Magnoliopsida; Fagales; Betulaceae
Product: E3 ubiquitin-protein ligase RGLG2
Exons: 12
Coding region: 254-1642 (462 amino acids)
Source: RefSeq, a predicted model, not a curated record
AGUUAAAAAACUUAACGAACGAGUUUAUCUCCAAGUCGACGAAGAGGCGGUUACGUGAACAAGUUGUAUUUUCAGGCCGAGAAGCUGCCACUUUUUGUUUGGCCGCUAAGAAAACUACGACUUUUGUUUAGGAACUUCACGUGGGAAACGGUCACCUAUUACGUGUUUGGUCCAAUCUAGAUGUAUCAAGGGGUUUAAAGAAGGAUUUAUUUGGUGUGUAUUCACAGUGGCUGCUUUUUAGAGAAUUGAGUUAAUGGGGGGUAGGAGUUCAAAGGAGGCGAGUUGGAGGCAGACUUCAUUUCCCCGUUCGAAUUCUUCUUCGCCGAGUGGGUAUCAACCACCAUAUGGCCAAGAAAGUUUCAAUUAUGCGCCCCAACCGUCAUAUUCGUCGCCGCAGGAUUAUCCUUCUUCCCAAGAGUAUGUUUCACAAGAUUAUGGUGGUGGGCAGGCCCCUGAUAACAGAGCGAAGCUAGAGAGGAGGUAUUCAAGAAUCGCCGAUAAUUACAAUUCCUUGGAGCAGGUGACGGAAGCUCUUGCACGUGCUGGCCUUGAAUCUUCAAAUCUUAUUGUUGGUAUUGAUUUCACAAAGAGCAAUGAGUGGACAGGUGCAAGGUCAUUUAACAGACGAAGUUUGCAUCACAUUGGAGAUGGUCGAAAUCCCUAUGAACAAGCAAUAUCCAUUAUUGGGAAAACCUUGAUUGUGUUUGAUGAGGAUAACUUGAUACCCUGUUUUGGAUUUGGAGAUGCAUCGACACAUGAUAAAGACGUCUUCAGUUUCUAUCCAGAUGAGAGAUUUUGUAAUGGAUUUGAGGAAGUGUUGAGUUGCUACAGGGAAAUUGUCCCGCACUUACGACUUGCAGGACCAACUUCAUUUGCGCCUAUAAUUGAGAUGGCCAUGACCAUUGUGGAGCAGAGUGGUGGGCAGUACCAUGUUUUACUAAUAAUUGCGGAUGGACAGGUAACUAGGAGUGUAGAUACUGAGCAUGGCAAGCUUAGUCCGCAGGAGCAGAAAACUGUCGAUGCCAUUGUUGAAGCAAGCAAGUUCCCUCUAUCGAUUAUAUUAGUUGGUGUUGGAGAUGGACCUUGGGACAUGAUGAAGGAAUUCGAUGACAAUAUCCCUGCUAGGGACUUUGACAAUUUUCAAUUCGUGAAUUUUACAGAACUUAUGUCCAAGAAUGUGCCUCAAUCCCGAAAGGAGGCAGAAUUUGCUCUUGCAGCCUUGAUGGAAAUCCCUUCUCAGUACAAGGCAACUAUAGAGCUUAAUUUGCUGGGCGGUCAGAAAGGCAUUUCUCCCCAUAGGGUUCCCCUCCCCCCACCUAUCUAUGGUGCAGCAUCUUCCAGCAACUUGAAGCCUUCUCGUCUUUCCAGUUUUGAACCAGGUGUUCCUUCUUAUUAUGGAGACAGCAAGCCUGUUAGCACUGAACCAAGUGUUCCUCCUUAUUAUGGAGACAGCCGGCCUGACAGCACGGCUCCACCUGUUACUAGUUCCACUUAUGAUAACCAGCUUUGCCCCAUUUGCUUGAGUAACCCUAAGGACAUGGCCUUUGGUUGCGGGCAUCAGACGUGCUGUGACUGUGGAGAAGACCUCGAGUUAUGCCCAAUAUGUCGAAGACAAAUCCUGACCAGAAUAAGACUCUUCUAGCGGCAUUCUAUCUCUUGACCAAAAAUUCUUUGUAGUUCUGCAUGGAAAGUCAAUCUCUUUAUUCGUUAUCCUCUGUAAUUAUUUUAAUUGGAUUUUACCUUUUUGUAGUUUUCUAAGGAUGCCUGUAAAAAAUGUUUUGCUUAUGCCAAAAGCUAUGUACCUACAAGGAUCAAGUGAAAUGGAGCAGAUCUAACGGUGUAUAUGUUGUCAAAUUUUAAAUGAUGCGACAUCAUAUAUAUCGUUAGAUAUAAGAAAAUAAAAUUUGGACAAUAAAACAGAUCUUUUCCAUUUCACUUGACCUGUUGUCCGAGAGAUUAUUGGUUGUUUAGGAUAUGAGGUUUUGCUGGUGAGACCUAUAGUUUUGUCUGGGUGUGAGGUUCCUUGGGUUCUCAUCCAGUUUCCAUUUUUUGAUACAUUUAUUCAUUUUUCCCUCUCCCUCCCAACAAAUAUUUAUUGAAUAUAUGUUUGGAUGUGGGCUUGGAAUCA